AUGGCAUCAAGAUUUCCAAAAUUCAGCCGGGGCCUAUCUCAAGACCCAACUACUCGUCGUAUUUGGUUCGGUAUUGCUACCGCACAUGACUUUGAAAGCCAUGAUGAUAUGACUGAAGAACGUCUUUAUCAAAAAAUUUUCGCUUCUCACUUUGGUCAGUUAGCAAUAAUUUUUUUAUGGACCUCUGGUAAUUUAUUUCAUGUAGCUUGGCAAGGUAAUUUCGAAGCAUGGGGACAAGAUCCUUUACAUGUACGACCAAUUGCUCAUGCAAUUUGGGACCCACAUUUUGGUCAACCAGCAGUAGAAGCAUUUACUCGAGGCGGAGCUUCAGGUCCUGUUAAUAUAGCUUAUUCUGGAGUAUAUCAAUGGUGGUAUACAAUUGGUUUACGUACGAAUCAAGAUCUUUAUGGCGGAUCUAUUUUUCUAUUAUUUGUUUCGGCUCUUUUUUUAAUCGCAGGUUGGUUACAUUUACAACCAAAAUGGAAACCAAGUGUUUCAUGGUUUAAAAAUGCCGAAUCUCGUCUUAAUCAUCAUUUAUCUGGUCUUUUUGGAGUUAGUUCUUUAGCAUGGACAGGACAUUUAGUUCAUGUGGCUAUUCCUGAAUCUAGAGGUGAGCAUGUAAGAUGGAAUAAUUUAUUAACAGCAUUACCACAUCCUCAAGGUUUAGGACCUUUUUUUGCAGGACAAUGGAAUGUUUAUGCUCAAAAUCCUGAUUCAAAUAGUCAUUUAUUUGGUACUUCUGAAGGAGCAGGUACUGCAAUUUUAACUUUUCUUGGCGGAUUUCACCCACAAACACAAAGUUUAUGGCUGACUGAUAUGGCUCAUCACCAUUUAGCUAUCGCAGUUAUUUUUAUUAUAGCUGGUCAUAUGUAUAGAACUAAUUUUGGUAUUGGUCAUAGUAUGAAAGAAAUUUUAGAAGCACACACCCCUCCAGGAGGUCGUUUAGGCCGUGGGCAUAAAGGUCUUUAUGAUACAAUUAAUAAUUCGCUUCAUUUUCAAUUAGGUCUUGCUUUAGCUUCUUUAGGCGUUAUUACUUCUUUAGUAGCUCAGCAUAUGUAUUCUUUACCUCCAUAUGCAUUUUUAGCACAAGAUUUUACUACUCAAGCCGCAUUAUAUACUCAUCAUCAAUACAUCGCUGGAUUUAUUAUGACAGGUGCAUUUGCUCAUGGAGCUAUUUUCUUUAUAAGAGAUUAUAAUCCAGAACAAAAUAAAGAUAAUGUGUUAGCUAGAAUGUUAGAGCAUAAAGAAGCGAUCAUUUCACAUUUAAGUUGGGCUAGUUUAUUUUUAGGCUUCCAUACUUUAGGACUUUAUGUUCAUAAUGAUGUUAUGCUUGCUUUUGGUACUCCAGAAAAACAAAUUUUAAUUGAACCUGUAUUUGCCCAAUGGAUCCAAUCUGCUCAUGGUAAGGCUUUAUAUGGUUUUGAUGUUCUUUUAUCAUCUGCAGAUAGUCCAGCUUUUAAUGCUGGUCAAACUCUAUGGUUACCAGGUUGGUUAGAUGCUAUUAAUAAUAAUAGCAAUUCCUUAUUCUUAACUAUUGGCCCUGGAGAUUUCUUAGUUCAUCACGCUAUUGCUUUAGGUUUACAUACAACUACUUUAAUUUUAGUUAAAGGUGCUUUAGAUGCUCGUGGUUCUAAAUUAAUGCCAGACAAAAAAGAAUUUGGUUAUAGUUUCCCUUGUGACGGCCCAGGACGAGGUGGUACUUGUGAUAUUUCAGCUUGGGAUGCUUUUUAUUUAGCUGUUUUUUGGAUGCUAAAUACUAUUGGAUGGGUUACUUUUUAUUGGCAUUGGAAACAUAUUACUUUAUGGCAAGGAAAUGUAGCUCAAUUUAAUGAGUCUUCUACAUAUUUAAUGGGAUGGUUAAGAGAUUAUUUAUGGUUAAACUCUUCACAACUUAUUAAUGGAUAUAAUCCUUUUGGUAUGAAUAGUUUAUCUGUAUGGGCUUGGAUGUUCUUAUUUGGACAUCUUGUUUGGGCUACUGGGUUUAUGUUUCUAAUUUCUUGGCGUGGAUAUUGGCAAGAGCUUAUUGAAACUUUAGCUUGGGCUCAUGAACGUACACCUUUAGCUAAUUUAGUUCGUUGGAAAGACAAACCAGUAGCUCUUUCUAUUGUUCAAGCACGAUUAGUUGGUUUAGCUCAUUUCUCAGUUGGUUAUAUAUUUACUUAUGCAGCUUUCUUAAUUGCUUCUACAUCAGGUAAAUUUGGCUAA
This is a messenger RNA of Physcomitrium patens, 2205 nucleotides long. The record is from the annotation of a RefSeq genome assembly. NCBI's taxonomy places the organism in Eukaryota, Viridiplantae, Streptophyta, Bryopsida, Funariales, Funariaceae.